AUGAUUGAAGAUACAAUUGCUGUGGACACAAAUGUCUAUCAACCCGAUGAUAACCAAUAUCCUGAUGACUGGCAAUCGGAAACAACAUCAAUAGGUUCUUCCAUCUAUAGGGGUCUUAUGGAAAAUGGCCGCCGAUAUCAAUCCCUGAGAAGUGACGAUUAUCUACUUCCUGUAGAUGAUCAAUCAUUCGAGACCUAUGAAGCUGCGCACCUUCUAGCCAUGAUCAUGGAUUCCGACAGAGAUAAUCCACUUUUCCGCGCACCUAUUGGCGAAAACCCGACGCAUAUAUUGGAUUUGGGGACUGGAAAAGGCAAUUGGGCCAUUGAUGUGGCUGAUAUGUUCCCGACCGCAACUGUUCGCGGCGUCGAUCUUUUCCCGCCUCCUAUUACAUGGAUGCCACCAAAUUGUGUAUUAGAAGUUGACGAUGCUAUCCAGCAAUGGACCUGGAAAGAGCCAUUUGAUCUUAUUCACUUGCGUAUUAUGACAGCCUCUUGGACUGACGGUGAAUGGGAUAAGAUCUACAAACAGUGCUAUGACAAUUUGAAGCCUGGAGCCUGGAUCGAACAACUCGAGGCUUUGGCCCCCAUCGAGUGCGAUGACGGUAGUGUGCCCAAAGACAGUAUGCUCAAUACAUGGGGCACGACUAUCAUGGGUAGUGCCGAGAGGUCAGGUCGAGGACUGGACGCUAUGCUCACCAUGACAGAGGGAAUCCGCAAAGCUGGAUUUGUGGAUAUCCAUGAAAAGAAAUAUAAGUGGCCGAUCGGCCCAUGGCCCAAGGACAAGCAACUCAAAGAAGCUGGCAUGGUGAACUUCCAGCAUUGGUUGUCCGGUCUGGAGGGUUGGUGCAUGUACCUGCUCACGAAAUUCGGGGCACCGAGACCUUGGACUAAGGAGGAGGUGCUUGUUUAUGUGUCUACUCUGCGCAAGGAACUGCAGAACCCACAUUACCACAGCUAUGUCAGAUCGAAACGUGUAUGGGCUCGCAAGCCGUUCCCGGAGGAGGUGGCAUUGAAGAAGAAGGCGGCAAUAGAGAUCAAGAGGGAAUAG
Molecule: messenger RNA, 1047 nt
Organism: Penicillium malachiteum
Lineage: Eukaryota; Fungi; Ascomycota; Eurotiomycetes; Eurotiales; Aspergillaceae
Exons: 10
Coding region: 1-1047 (348 amino acids)
Molecular function (GO): methyltransferase activity
Source: RefSeq, a predicted model, not a curated record